Morus notabilis is the source of this 1226-nucleotide messenger RNA. Its product is annotated as translocon-associated protein subunit beta. Lineage: Eukaryota; Viridiplantae; Streptophyta; Magnoliopsida; Rosales; Moraceae. Gene Ontology annotation, cellular component: endoplasmic reticulum. Bases 99 to 689 code for a protein of 196 amino acids. The record is from RefSeq and is a predicted model, not a curated record. The transcript has 6 exons.
AACACCUGCUUUCCUCCUAAUCCCAGCAUAUAAAUAAGAGAAUCCCCAUCAUCUGGAGACCCGAACGACACACUUCGAAUCCAAAAACGGCAUCGAAAAUGGCGAAACCGAUCUCCCAAUCCCUGAUCUGUGGCCUCCUAGCUCUAUUCAUGGUGUCGUUGGCUCUCGGCGCCUCCGACGACGUUCCCUUCAUCGUCGCCCACAAGAAGGCCUCUCUCACCAGGCUCAAGUCCGGCUCCGAGCGCGUCUCCGUCUCCAUCGACAUCUACAACCAAGGAUCUCUGACGGCAUAUGAUGUAAGUUUGAAUGAUGAUAGCUGGCCCCAGGAAAUCUUUGAUGUAGUUAGCGGUAACAUUUCAAAGUCAUGGGAGAGGCUUGAUGCUGGUGGAAUUCUAUCCCAUUCUUUUGAAUUGGAGGCCAAAGCGAAAGGACUUUUCAAUGGUGCACCUGCUGUCAUCACAUUCCGUAUUCCCACGAAGGCUGCUCUACAGGAAGCAUAUUCAACUCCAAUCAUUCCUCUAGAUGUUCUUGCUGACAGGCCUCCUGAGAAGAAGUUUGAGUGGGUUAAGAGACUGUUGGCUAAAUAUGGGUCUCUGAUAUCUGUGAUCACCAUUGUGGUUCUGUUCGUGUACCUGGUUGCCACUCCUUCCAAAUCCGGUGCUGCAAAAGGAAGCAAGAAGAAGCGCUAAGACAAUUGAAUGGCGUCGCAAUUGAGCCUCUCGAAGCAGUAGCAUGGCUCUAUGUACCAGUUUAAUUUUAUACGCCGCGUUAGUGACCUAUGAUCCUUUGUUAGAGAUUUUAUGAGAAUAGUUGUUGACGAUGCUAGGACCAGGCAUAGCUUGAAACGGGUAUUGGGACAUCCGGGAUCAUUGACUUACUAUCAGUUUUGAAAGAGACAUUAUAUUUUGCUUAUGAUGUUGUUAGAAUUUCAGUACUCAAUGAGAAGUGGGCUUCAUGUUGCCCUCAAUACCAUGUGUGAUAAAAUUAUGGAUAUGAUUACGUGAACUUAGUACUUAGUAGCGAGUCCUUGAGAACUUGUUUGGCGGGUGGGAAAGUAAAAGAAAGGAAGGCUUGAGGGGAUUACUGGAAGGAUUUUGGUGCCAGCCAUGGUGGUUGGUAGGAGAGAAAAGAGUAGGGAAUGGAUUGGGUGAGACAAUCCAUACCAAGAAGGGAAAGGUCCUCUCCUCUAUUUUUCUCAGUUUGUAAUUGUUUGUCCUUUUUUUUUA